Fusarium verticillioides 7600 is the source of this 711-nucleotide messenger RNA. RefSeq lists its product as hypothetical. Bases 217 to 711 code for a protein of 164 amino acids. NCBI's taxonomy places the organism in Eukaryota, Fungi, Ascomycota, Sordariomycetes, Hypocreales, Nectriaceae. The transcript has 2 exons. The record is from RefSeq and is a predicted model, not a curated record.
GGCAUGGCCCGCUUGCCGUGCCGGGCCCGGGAGUACGUGCUUGCUCGGGUCUUGGUCUUGUCUCUGACUCCUUUUGACUCACUCCCCUGAACUCGAUGGAAUUCCUUGGGUCCCCCCCCCCAUAUUGAAGGCUACCUAGCGUGCGAGAUGCCUUGCGCUUUGCCAGGUAACCCUUGUCCUCCAGGCAGUGAGGUCUUGGGCUAAAUCCACUUACAAAUGACUGAGUACGUACUACCAUUUCUCAUCAUAAAGCUUCAAAUACAUAUAGACCCCCUUCUUCCUAUGCUAUUUCCCUUUUUCAUUCCCACCAAACACUCACAAUACAAAGCCUUGAAAGAACAGACAAGAUUGCCUUUUCAACCACCAGCCAUUUCGAUUAACAUUUACAACACAACUCUCACCAACAACAACUACCCCUUCCAACCAAACACAACUGCAACCAUGAGCUCCCCUUACACUGUCCAAAUCCACCAGAGCACCAAGGAGCCUUCCAUCUCCAGCUCUUACAGCUACUCUUCUGGUUCGUACAGCUCUUCAACCAGCACAACGCCUCGAUCUCUUUCUCCUGGCGAUUACCGCGAGUACGGUGCUGACAAGCACACUACACAAGUCGCCAGCUCUGGUCGAAACUUGGUCAUCAACCACAACAAGGUCUCGUACGAGAAAGACUCGCCAGCACCAAAAUAUUCUGGCGCAUAUACGAGGAUCUAA